AUGUCUUCGACAAAAAUGAAUCAUGAUCAACUCCCAGUACAGGUUCAGCGUUGCUUGGGCUCUUCAAAAUAUAUUCAAUUGGCAACAUGCUUUCAAGAUCAGCCCCAUUCGUCCUUGAUGAUUUUUACUUACGUGCCUGCUGGACAAGCCCUUCCAUAUGAAGCUGAUGACUGUAUCAUCCUUACGACAGGAGAAAGCAGCAAGAAGUUUUUCAAUAUCAGUUCGAAUCCUCGAGUAUCUUUGCUAGUCCACGAUUGGACUACGAACAGACAAGAAGUAGACCAGGAUGCUUCUUCUCUUUGCAGCCUGUUGUACAAAAUGAAUCAAGCUCAAUGUUCGACCACUUCUGUGAGCUUGAACGGCUUGGCUACGAUUUUGCCUAGCGGCAGCGAAGAAGAAAUGUUCUUCCGUAGUAAGCACAUUCAUACCAAUGACCAAGGAAGUACAAAACAGUAUGUCGAAGGUGAGGGUUUUCGAAUCGUUAAAGUGAAAUUGCAAAGUGCCCGCAUUAGCGAUCAACGAUUAGACCAUGUUGUCAAGUGGAAUUCUAAAGGCGAGGAAACCCCCUUUUAA
Schizosaccharomyces osmophilus is the source of this 573-nucleotide messenger RNA. RefSeq names its product CREG1-like protein. The coding region runs from base 1 to 573 and encodes 190 amino acids. Gene Ontology annotation, cellular component: nucleus; cytoplasm. NCBI's taxonomy places the organism in Eukaryota, Fungi, Ascomycota, Schizosaccharomycetes, Schizosaccharomycetales, Schizosaccharomycetaceae. The transcript is spliced from 4 exons. The record is from RefSeq and is a predicted model, not a curated record.